AUGUUGACUCUCAGAGCUGUUUCGGCCCCUGCGCGUCGCCAAUGCUUCCGCGCAGCUCCCCGUAGAUUCUACUCCUCGGAAAAGGUCGCCAAGUUCCACGGUAUCAAGGAUGCCAAUGGCAACUACCCCGUUUCCAUCAUCGAGGGUGAUGGUAUCGGACCCGAGAUCUCACAGGCCGUGAAGGACAUCUUCGCCGCUGCUAAGGCACCUGUGACCUGGGAGCCCGUCGAUGUCUCCCCCGUCUUCAGAGAUGGCAAGCAAACCAUCCCCCUAGAGACCAUUGAGAGCAUCAAGAGAAACAAGGUUGCUCUCAAGGGCCCUCUUGCCACUCCUGUCGGCAAGGGCCACAUUUCCCUCAACCUUACCCUCCGCCGAACCUUCAACCUCUUCGCCAACUUGCGACCUUGCCGGUCUAUCGCUGGCUACAAGACCCCCUACGAUGACGUCGACGUCGUCAUGAUUCGAGAGAACACUGAGGGUGAAUACUCCGGUAUCGAGCACGUUGUCGUCGAUGGUGUUGUCCAGAGCAUCAAGCUCAUCACCAAGGAGGCCAGUGAGCGCGUUGUCCGAUUCGCCUUCCAGCAGGCUCAGGAGAUUGGCCGCAAGAAGGUCCGCGUUAUCCACAAGGCAACUAUCAUGAAGAUGUCCGACGGUCUCUUCCUCAAGGUUGCUCAGGAUGUCGCCAAGGAGUUCCCCGGCAUUGAGUUCGAGUCCGAGCUUCUCGACAACACCUGCUUGAAGAUGGUCACUGACCCCCUGCCUUACAACGACAAGGUCUUGGUCAUGCCCAACCUGUACGGUGACAUUCUCUCCGACAUGUGCGCUGGCCUGAUCGGCGGUCUUGGUCUUACUCCCUCUGGCAACAUUGGUGACGAGUGCUCCAUCUUCGAGGCUGUCCACGGUUCCGCCCCUGAUAUCGCUGGCCAGGGCAAGGCCAACCCCACUGCUCUGCUUCUCAGCUCCCUGAUGAUGUUGAGACACAUGGGUUUGACCGACUACGCCAGCAGAAUCGAGCAGGCCACCUUCUCCACUCUGUCCGAAGGAAAGGCCUUGACCGGUGAUUUGGGCGGUAAGGCUAGCACGAGCGAUUACGCAGGCGCCAUCAUUUCCAAGUUGUAG
Messenger RNA from Truncatella angustata, 1119 nucleotides. RefSeq names its product isocitrate dehydrogenase subunit 2. Gene Ontology annotation, cellular component: mitochondrion. Gene Ontology annotation, biological process: isocitrate metabolic process; tricarboxylic acid cycle. Gene Ontology annotation, molecular function: magnesium ion binding; isocitrate dehydrogenase (NAD+) activity; NAD binding. Lineage: Eukaryota; Fungi; Ascomycota; Sordariomycetes; Amphisphaeriales; Sporocadaceae. The record is from RefSeq and is a predicted model, not a curated record. The coding region runs from base 1 to 1119 and encodes 372 amino acids. The transcript has 5 exons.